Cricetulus griseus (Chinese hamster) is the source of this 3126-nucleotide messenger RNA. The record is from RefSeq and is a predicted model, not a curated record. NCBI's taxonomy places the organism in Eukaryota, Metazoa, Chordata, Mammalia, Rodentia, Cricetidae.
GAACUGCUGGGCGCGCCGGGACCCGCGCCUGGCAUCGCCAAGGGGUCUCACCCGGUGCACUGCAUCCUCUUCCUGGCGCUGUUCGUGGUCACCAAUGUCCGAUCCCUGCAGGUGCCCCAGCUGCAGCAGGUCGGUCAGCUGGCACUGUUCUUCAGCCUCACCUUCGCGCUACUCUGCUGCCCCUUUGCGCUGGGUGGCCCGGCGAGGGGCUCUGCUGGAGGCGCAGUGGGAUCCGCGGUUGCUGAGCAGGGGGUUUGGCAACUCCUUUUGGUCACCUUCGUGUCCUAUGCCUUGCUGCCCGUGCGCAGCCUACUGGCCAUCGGCUUCGGGCUGGUGGUGGCUGCCUCUCACUUGCUGGUCACAGCCGCCUUGGUCCCUGCCAAGCGCCCACGUCUCUGGAGGACGCUCGGUGCCAAUGCCCUGCUCUUCGUGGGUGUGAAUAUGUAUGGAGUCUUUGUGCGGAUCUUGACGGAGCGCUCACAAAGGAAGGCCUUCCUGCAAGCUCGAAGCUGCAUUGAGGACCGGCUGCGGCUGGAGGAUGAGAACGAGAAGCAGGAGAGGUUGCUCAUGAGCCUCUUGCCCCGGAAUGUAGCCAUGGAGAUGAAGGAAGACUUCCUGAAGCCCCCUGAGAGGAUUUUCCACAAGAUUUACAUCCAGAGGCAUGACAACGUGAGCAUCCUGUUUGCAGACAUUGUGGGUUUCACGGGUCUGGCAUCCCAGUGCACGGCCCAGGAGCUGGUGAAACUGCUCAACGAACUUUUUGGCAAGUUUGACGAGUUAGCCACGGAGAACCACUGUCGCCGCAUCAAGAUCCUUGGGGACUGCUACUACUGUGUGUCAGGCCUCACCCAGCCCAAGACCGACCACGCCCAUUGCUGUGUGGAGAUGGGACUUGACAUGAUCGAUACCAUCACAUCCGUGGCUGAGGCUACUGAAGUAGACCUGAACAUGCGUGUGGGGCUACACACCGGCAGGGUCCUCUGUGGUGUCCUGGGCCUUCGAAAGUGGCAGUACGAUGUAUGGUCCAAUGACGUGACCCUGGCCAAUGUCAUGGAGGCUGCUGGCUUACCUGGGAAGGUUCACAUCACAAAGACGACUCUCGCGUGCUUGAAUGGGGACUAUGAAGUAGAGCCAGGUCAUGGCCACGAGAGGAACACCUUCCUGAGAACUCACAACAUCGAGACCUUCUUUAUUGUGCCAUCCCAUCGGAGAAAGAUAUUUCCAGGCUUGAUUCUCUCAGAUAUAAAACCAGCCAAGAGGAUGAAGUUCAAGACUGUCUGCUACCUGCUGGUGCAGCUCAUGCACUGCCGGAAAAUGUUCAAAGCUGAGAUCCCUUUCUCCAACGUAAUGACCUGUGAGGAUGAUGACAAGCGGAGGGCAUUGAGAACAGCCUCAGAGAAGCUCAGAAACCGCUCAUCUUUCUCUACCAAUGUGGUCUACACCACUCCGGGCACACGUGUCAACAGGUACAUCAGCCGUCUUCUUGAAGCCCGCCAGACAGAGCUGGAGAUGGCAGAUCUGAACUUCUUUACCCUGAAGUACAAACAUGUCGAAAGAGAGCAAAAAUACCACCAGCUUCAGGAUGAGUACUUCACCAGCGCUGUUGUCCUUGCCCUCAUCCUGGCUGCCUUAUUUGGGCUUGUCUACCUUCUGAUAAUUCCACAGAGUGUGGCUGUCCUGCUGCUGCUGGUAUUUUCUAUCUGCUUCUUGGUGGCCUGUAUCCUGUACCUGCACAUCACGCGGGUCCAGUGUUUUCCAGGGUGCCUGACGAUCCAGAUUCGCACUGUUUUGUGUGUAUUCAUAGUGAUCUUAAUCUACUCAGUAGCUCAAGGAUGUGUGGUGGGCUGCCUGCCCUGGGCCUGGAGCUCUCAGUCCAACAGCUCCCUAGUGGUCCUUGCAGCUGGUGGCCGGCGCACUGUGCUGCCUGCCCUGCCCUGUGAGUCUGCACACCAUGCCCUGCUCUGCUGCCUGGUGGGCACCCUCCCGCUAGCCAUAUUCCUGCGGGUGUCCUCCUUGCCAAAGAUGAUCCUGCUGUCUGGGCUGACCACAUCCUACAUCCUUGUUCUGGAACUCAGUGGAUAUACCAAGGUUGGGGGUGGUGCUCUCUCUGGGCACAGCUAUGAACCAAUCAUGGCUAUCCUGCUGUUCUCAUGCACACUGGCCCUGCACGCCAGGCAAGUGGACGUCAGACUGCGGCUGGACUACCUCUGGGCAGCACAGGCGGAAGAGGAGCGGGAUGACAUGGAGAGAGUGAAGCUGGACAACAAGAGGAUCCUCUUCAACCUCCUGCCAGCCCAUGUGGCACAGCACUUCCUCAUGUCCAAUCCCCGGAACAUGGACCUCUAUUACCAGUCCUACUCCCAGGUGGGCGUCAUGUUUGCCUCCAUCCCCAACUUCAAUGACUUCUACAUCGAGCUGGAUGGCAACAACAUGGGGGUUGAGUGUCUGCGACUCCUCAAUGAGAUCAUUGCUGACUUCGAUGAGCUCAUGGACAAGGACUUUUACAAGGACCUGGAGAAGAUUAAGACCAUUGGUAGUACCUAUAUGGCUGCCGUGGGACUGGCACCCACAGCAGGAACCAGGGCUAAGAAGUCAAUCUCUUCCCACCUUUGCACAUUAGCAGACUUUGCCAUCGAUAUGUUUGAAGUCCUGGAUGAAAUCAACUACCAAUCCUACAACGACUUUGUUCUCCGAGUUGGCAUCAACGUUGGCCCUGUGGUGGCUGGAGUGAUCGGAGCUCGCAGGCCCCAGUACGACAUCUGGGGAAACACAGUCAAUGUGGCCAGUCGAAUGGACAGCACAGGGGUCCAGGGCAGAAUUCAGGUAACUGAGGAGGUCCAUCGGCUGCUGAAGAGGUGCUCAUACCAGUUUGUGUGCAGAGGCAAAGUCAGCGUCAAGGGCAAGGGAGAGAUGCUAACAUACUUUCUAGAAGGCAGGACUGAUGGAAACAGUUCCCAUGGCAGGUCCUUUCGAUUGGAGCGGAGAAUGUGUCCUUAUGGGAGAGGUGGAGGCCAGGCCCGACGUCCCCCACUAUGUCCUGCAGCUGGACCCCCGAUCAGGCCGGGGCUCCCCCCAGCCCCAACUAGCCAGUACCUGCCAUCCACAGCAGGGGGGAAGGAAGCCUAG